ACACUACGAUUUACAAAUAGUGUUGAGUCAAAGCAAAAGAAAAGCAAAGGAGGACCACUAACGCAAGUGACAGCCACAAGUAGGAAAUCCCCUCUUUAGGAAGAGUGCGUUUUUUUGAUGAAGAGCAGAUCUACGGAGGAGAAUAAACGAGAACAAAACACUGAAAGCGCAGAGAAAAUGUCAGGAGCGGAGUUUGACAGAGAGUUUCUCUACAACUUACCCGCGUCUGUUAUGACUGACUUUACACGGAUUAUAGAUUCACUUUCACACUCAGACUGGACAUUAUUCGCUUCACAAAUAAUUCUUGACCAGACUGAACUUCGUCUUUUGGAGCAAAGCAGCAGGCGGACGGAGCAACUCAUGCACAAAUGGGGCUGUCGCAACGGGACGGUCGGAGAACUUGUGAAGGUUCUUGAGGAGCUGCGGUUGUUUAGGGCCCGUGAUGUGAUUCUUGAACAGAGACGUAACGCACGAUCUCAGUCUGAGCAGCAGUCGUCUUCAGUGGAGACACUAAGCACCGUGUCUCUAAGCAGUACAGUCGGCUGUGACAAAGUGCCUUUCAUUUACUCGGAAAUUCGGCCUUUACCCAAACCUGGUCCUCCGCCUCCUAAUCUGGACUCCAUCAUUUCAACAAACUCUUAUACAGAAAGAAAGUGCUCGUGUGAGAACCUCCAGGAUUUCUCGUCGGUUUCCUCCAAUGCGAUGAGCUGGCCGAUGGAGGAAGUACAAGAAGGCACAUGCAACUUCUCCACGUGCAAACAGAUUGGAGAAGGAGGUUUCGGACACGUGUAUCGAGCUACGAUGAGAAACACAGAGUUGGCUGUGAAGAAGCUAAAAGAGGACUCUCAUUUGGACUGGAGUGUCGUGAAGGAAAGUUUCAGGACAGAAGUAGAGAAACUAUCGCAAUACAGACAUCCCAACAUAAUGGACCUUGUUGGUUACAGUAUCAAAGGACAAAUGUAUUGUCUCAUAUCUGCUUACAUGCCAAAUGGCUCUUUAGAAGACCGACUACAUUGUAAGGACAACAUUGCCCUCUCUUGGUCACAGCGUGUUAAUAUUCUGCUUGGCACUGCAAAAGCUAUCCAGUACCUUCAUUCCUCCUCACCUGUGCUUAUUCAUGGAGAUAUCAAAAGCUCCAACAUCUUUUUAGGGCAUCAUCUGGAGCCCAAGCUGGGUGAUUUUGGAAUGGCACGUUUAUGUCGGAACCCCAACAAAACUCCGGGCAAGACAUGUAGCGUGGCACAGACUUCAACGGUACGGGGAACUCUCGCAUAUCUACCAGAGGAGUAUUUAAAAGAUGGACAGAUGGGGGUGGAGAUUGAUAUCUACAGCUUUGGUGUGGUUAUUUUAGAGGUACUUACUGGACGAAGGGCUCUAGAGGUCGAUGGUCAAUCCAAAAAUGUUUACUUGAAAGAUCUGGUGAAAGAGGAGGAGGAAGACGACAGAAGCUUCAGCAAAGGAAAGCACUCACGAGAACUGUCCUCUAUGCAUGCGGCGGAGAACAUCUGUAGGAAACAUCUGGAUUCUCGAUUGAUGACUGAAGACACACCUGCCUUGCAUGGAUCAUUGGAAAUCUCCAAACUGGCAUGUCAAUGUCUAGACCGGCGGAGGAAAAAGAGACCUCGCAUGACCGAAGUAUUUAAAGAACUGCUUUACUUAUAUUCGGAGUUGACGACUUGUGGCAGAUCAACUACGGUGAAAAUAUUUCCAGUACCAUCUGAUCUUUCCACCCCAGAGCCUUUGCGUUCUGAGAACAGUUCACUGGACUCUCUGGCCCAGCAGUUUUCAAAACUCUGCCCUCAGGAGGACACUUACCCCUGCCUUCAUAAGCCCAUCUUUCCUUCUUUAAAGUCUACAGUGACUCAGUCAGACAAGUCCGGGUGGAAUGCUGAAUCCUGGGCUUCACAGUCCUCCGGAAUACCGUGUGAAUCGGAUGAGAGUCAAGGCUUUUCUCACUACUUUACAAACACCAGUAGCAGAUCUCAGCCUUUGUCGUGUGGGGCCUGUGAUAAUCAGAGCACAAAUUCAAGUGGAUCUUUAGGCAGUGACCCAUCACAGUCCAGUCCAAAUGAAGUUGUUGUUGUUAACUCUGUGAGGCAAAGGUUUGUCCAGAAAAUGGAGCUGUAUGAAGAGGGAAGGAUUUUGACUUCUGAUCUCCUGUCAUCAGGUGACUCAUUAUACCGAGGGAUGAAUAGUCAAACAAGAGAGCCUGAGGAGAGCGAUGAAUUUGCAAGUGAGACAUCUGACACCAGCCUACAGACCCCUACUGCAGUAUAAGACUUGAAGUUUAAUAAAACCCACAAAUAUGUUAAAUAUAUUUUAAAUGUUUACAUAGACUUGACAUUUCUUUAUGGUACUUCUUGUCUAUUGAAACAAGAGAAACAAUAUUUUAUAAAUACCUCAAUAUAUGCUGCAGAAUUAUGUUACGUAGUAAUAGCAAAUGAUUUUGAAGUGGUACUGUAUAGUAAAGGAAAGUUGUGUACUUGUAAAUCUCGACUGACUAGUCAGAGAUAGUCCAUCAUUUAUUAUUAUACGCCUGUUAUUUUGGCGAUCUGAUCUCUGACGGUUUUUGUUUUUGCUUUGUUCUCAAGAGUUUUCAAUUAUGAAAGUUUGCUUUUAAAGUAAAAAAAUAUGUGUAUGGAAUAUGAAUAAACCACCUGCCUGUGAGAAUAUAAAAUUUUAAUUUAACCUUAAUGUCCAACCAAUUUCAAUGAGACUUAGUUUGUUUAAAUCAUAAAUAUUUUAGAAUUUUAGGAGUAACAUUUGAAAAUAUAAAUUGAUUAGAUAAAAUGACAAUACCAAUGUGGGAAAAGUGAUUUGCCUCAUUUUACAUUUGCCCCAUUACUUAUUAACACACAUAACUUAACUCUUUCCCCGCCAUUGACGAGUUAUCUUGUCAGUUAAGAGAAAAGCUUCACUGCCAAUGACGCUUCCCUGACGAGUUUUUAUGGCAAUCCAUAUUUCCUCUAUUAUCCACUAGGUGGCGUGCUUACCCAGCUUAUAAAACACUGAAGCUACUACUGAUUCAAAAACAGUAAAAACUCUGUAUGUUUUGAUCAUUGUUCUGAAUCUGAUUUCUAACAAAAGUCCUUUACAAAUAUUUCAGCUUUUUGCUCAAAAUUUUGUAUUUUUGAAGAAACCUAACCAUAUUUGAGAGGUGAUAAAGAGAGAACAAAUGAUGAAGCUUUUUUUUCUUUUUCAUUUUUUGUUUGAAAGCAGAGGGUCAAUUCUUUCAUUUGAAAUAUUGUAUGUUUAUAUAUUUAAAGUAGAAAAUUUUCUGGAAGGCAUUAAACUUUUGUGAAAAUCAUGAAAAAAA
Paramisgurnus dabryanus is the source of this 3316-nucleotide messenger RNA. It is a transcript of the gene irak1, whose product is annotated as interleukin-1 receptor-associated kinase 1. The record is from RefSeq and is a predicted model, not a curated record. Gene Ontology annotation, molecular function: protein kinase activity; ATP binding; protein binding. Lineage: Eukaryota; Metazoa; Chordata; Actinopteri; Cypriniformes; Cobitidae. Gene Ontology annotation, biological process: protein phosphorylation; signal transduction. Gene Ontology annotation, cellular component: plasma membrane.